UUCAGCUGGUCCGGUGUCUUCUGUAUUUCCAAAUUUUCCAAAUCGCACAACAUCAGGACACUCGCGAUCGCUAAACAAAUCCGAGUGCACGAACAUCCGUCACCGCAAACUCCGAUCUUUAUUUUUGAUCGAAUGGACCGGUAGUUCCUUCCGUCGAAAAAACCGCGAACUGCCGUUGGAAGACGACAAUCCAUGGUCCGUCGAGCAAACAAACGUCAAAGGCCGCGUCAAAGAAAGAGAAGAAAUAGAAAAAAGUGUGAACGUGGAGCUCGAGGAGAUACCAAGCGAAGACGAUCGACGACUGUCGCGUGGGCGGACUGACGGACCUCGUGCUUUCCAGAGGAUCGACCAACCGACGUGGAAUCGUAAAAUGGUAGCGUGCAUGGAUUGGCCGAUGAAGCAGCGAAAAGGCGGCGACCGAUGUCCUCCGUCGAGGAAAAAACCGUCCGAACGCCAGUGGAGUCGGUCUGGACGAAUGCAGAGGCUCGUGGCCAAUCGUGUAGGCCCGUUUCGAGGCCUCCUGGCCGCCAUCUUGCCCCCGGAGUUUCCUAAUUUACAGUUUAAUUAGCGUCCAAGGAACAGGAGAACCGUGCACGGGCAUCGAUUGGACGGUUCACCGAAGGUACCAUCGUCGAACAGAGGAGAAGAAACGUCGUCGAACAGAGACGACGAUAUGUCAGCAGUCAGUCUUCGGUCUCGUCUUCGCCGACUAGUGUGAAAUAUCGCGCCCAAGUGUUACGAGCACGACCACGCGGCUACGGAAUCGGAUAGUCCUCGCGAACGGAUAAUACUCCCCGUCCCUUUUCACUUUUCUCGACAUCCUUGAGAAUCGGUAAUUCUUCAUCGAACUGUAUCAAGCGGAAGUUUUUUUCUCGGGUACACUAGUGGACAGAAUUGUAACUCCAAAAUUACCGGGAUAAGGACUUAAGGUGGUUGUAUCGCGAAAGUUGGUCACUUUGACAAAUGAGGAUUUUGAAUCAUCGAAACAGAAGAACUAGUGCAACAUCUUCCGAGUCCCGAAACUCGGAAGGAAGAACCCAGAAGGUCGAAGAGGAAGAAAAUGCAGCCGGCACCAGCCACUCCUGGUUCUCCAGCCCGCUCGUCCUGUUGCGAAAGAGAGCGCGAGAGGGAAGCGCACGAAGAGCGCGAAAGGGAUCGAAACAACAGAAUCGGUAGACAAAAUCGAGGAACGCCUGAAGAAGAUCGCGAAGAACAGAACGAAGAUAGAAUGGUGGUCUCCGGACAGAAUCUGGCUGGCAUGACGGUCAGCGGAAAUCAAGGACUACCUCUUUCGUUGUCGCUCGAGGACAGAGAUCUUUGGACCAAGUUCCAGUGCCUCACCAAUGAAAUGAUUGUUACUAAAAACGGAAGACGAAUGUUCCCGGUUGUUAAGGUUGUUGCGCGAGGACUAGAGCCGAAAGCUAUGUACACUCUUCUGCUGGAGUUCGUUCAGGUGGAUCCACACAGAUGGAAAUACGUGAACGGAGAGUGGGUGCCAGGUGGAAAGGCAGAGGUGGCUCCUCCGAACCCGAUUUACAUUCACCCCGAGAGUCCGAACUUUGGAUCCCAUUGGAUGAAGGAGGCUGUGUCGUUCGCGAAGGUGAAGCUGACGAACAAAUCGAACGGCAACGGGCAGAUAAUGUUGAAUUCAUUGCACAAAUACGAGCCCCGUGUUCAUCUAGUUCGAGUAGACGCUGUGGAACAAAGAACGGUGCUCACUUACCGUUAUCCUGAAACACAAUUCAUAGCGGUGACGGCCUACCAGAACGAAGAAGUGACGAACCUGAAGAUAAAAUACAAUCCUUUCGCUAAAGCGUUUCUUGAUGCUAAGGAGAGGCCUGCUGAUCCACAGACUUACCCACAGUACACCGGGGCUUGGUUUUUGCCGCAACCUACCAUGGGGUACGAGUACAACACCGCCAUCGCGGCUGCUCAAAACCAGGCAUCAGUGACGGUCAACAAUCAUCUCUCUAAUCCCUGCACCGUCUCCACGGCUGGCCACAGGAAUACCUGCAGGUCGACGCCGUAUACCCUCAGACACAAGUACAUUCAAGAUGCAUACGUAGCAACGCCAGGUUGGUCGCCAAGAAGUCCAGAGUCCCUGCAAAACUUGAACCCAGCCUGUCUACCUGCAGCGCAAGAGUGGCCUACUUCUCCGUCGCCGUCGCCCACCUCGUCGUCGCACUCGGUGUUCAGUAGAGGCGUCGUUGGUACCGCGUCACCUACCACAGCCACAGGGUGCACCUUAUACGUGCCUUCGAAUCUGUCUUCUGUUCCUCAAGAGCACAGCCAUUGCACUGAUACCUCCGCUUGGAUCCACCCGACCGCUCUCUCGGAACAGCAACAGCAGCAGCAACAAUCCUACUUGAAUCUCAAUCUGCACCUGCAUCAUCAGAUGUCGUCGUACGCGUCGAUUCCACAUACGGGAUUGCAUCAUUCGUUGCAUCCAAAUGGCACGGAUGCAGUCCCUCCGGUUGAUGAAUAUGUUGUCCACGAGUAUCACGCCUCGCCUGUUCAAUCGACGACGCCUGACCGUCAUCCUCAACAUCAUCACUCUCAGAUGUUGCACCUGCAACCGAUACAGCAGACCGGGACGGUGUCUCCCGUUAGUGUCGAAUACGACGCUCCCCCCAAGGACCAUCAUAUAUCUGUUAAUUAUUCGGAUCAAAAUACGGACACGUUGAAUGAUGUGCAGUCCGAUGAGAAUAGGAGAUAUCUGACGACGGUCAUUGAUAGACAUCAUCGACAAGACUCCGAUAUCGCGGCUAAUGAUCAUCAAACUACGGCUUGGACGCCUCUGACACCACCUCCUGCUCCACAAACUACGGCGAUUUGAUCGAAGUACGUUAUGGUUUCGUUACGAAAUAGAAAUACUAUUUGAUUUUUAUACAUAUUAUCCCGAUAGUCAAGUGAAUACUAGGGAUCUGCGAGUAGCCUAAUGUCAAAGAUUUAGAUUGGCUGCGGAUGAAUUUGAGGAGGUGUAACUUUGAAAAUGUUUCUAAUGUGAAGUAUACGACCUAGAUAAGUAGUUCGUAUUCGCACAUCCCUAGAGAUUACAUAUUAAUUUGUCGCGGUACCCAAUUGAGUGCAAUACAAACAAUAAUUGAUAACUUGAAAUAUUUUGGUAACAUGAGAAGUGGAUGUGAAGGGUACAGGCACAGAAGGAAGUUUUAUUUAGUGCUUGAUUCAUAAAAAAUUGAAUAUCGAUUUCUCAGAAAUAAA
Molecule: messenger RNA, 3222 nt
Organism: Megachile rotundata (alfalfa leafcutting bee)
Lineage: Eukaryota; Metazoa; Arthropoda; Insecta; Hymenoptera; Megachilidae
Gene: byn
Product: T-domain transcriptional activator brachyenteron
Biological process (GO): heart morphogenesis; regulation of transcription by RNA polymerase II; cell fate specification
Cellular component (GO): chromatin; nucleus
Molecular function (GO): RNA polymerase II cis-regulatory region sequence-specific DNA binding; DNA-binding transcription factor activity, RNA polymerase II-specific
Source: RefSeq, a predicted model, not a curated record